AUGAGCACGGGCGAGAUCGCGCGCCUGGCCCUGGCCCGGCGGCUGGUCCGCUGCACGGGGAAGACGCCCGAGGCCACCAUGGCCAGCGCGCUGUACACCGACAUCAAGCGGCGGGAGGGGCGCAGCGUGUUCAUCCGCCCCCACGAGGGCAUGUUUGGGCUGCGGGAGUGGAUCGAGCUGGGCAUUGGCUUCCGGGACGACCACGCGGAGGACAUGGCCCGCCGCGUCCGAGACGGCUAUAGUGGCUACCUGGCCGCCGUCCCGGGCGUCCCCCCAUCGGCCCUGGGCCUGGCCGCGCCGGGGUAUGCACCCGGCCUUUUGCCCGGCCUCGCUGUGGCAGUCCAGGCCGCCGCUGGGGUCGCCCGGCCGCCCGGGGCUGUAGCAGUGCCCCCCGAGGCAGGAGACGUGAGCGGACUCAUGGAUCUCCUUUGUGCCGCAGAGGAGUUGCGCCGGUCCAGCUCCCCCGACCCGGCGCUGGGGGCACCGGCGGCGGCAGGAGCGCUGGCAGUGGGCUCGGGCGCGGGUGCCGGGCGCGACGACGAGCCGCUGGGGCCCUCGCCGCCUGCCACCAGUGCGGCGGCCAGGACCUCAGACGCCUGGCACGACGCCGGCGACCGUCUCACGCGCCGGGAAGGCGCCCGCCCGACGACGCCCGACGGCGCGGGUGCCGAGCUCCGCCUGGACGACCCCGACGCCGCUCGGGACGCGGACGCCGAGCGCCCAGCGCCGCCCCCCCCGCUGCACGCUGCAGCCCGCCUGGCGGAGGCGCAGGUGAUGCGGCUGGAGGCGGACCUCGGGCCGGGCCACCCCGCCGUGGGCAGGGCCUACGUUGACCUGGCGCGGCUCUACACCGCCUCAUGCGCGUCGUGCACAGCGCGGCAGCUGGCCGAGGCGGCCCUGACGCGCGCGUCGGAGGUGCUGGCCACGUGCCAGGGGAGCAAGUUCGAGCCGGACCGUCUGCAGCGGGAGGUUGAGAAUUUGCUCCAGGCCACAUGUCAGUCAGCGUUGUACAGCCCACCGGAGCAGUCCAAGCUGGCGCAGGAGCUCGUGGCCGCCGUCAGAGACAUGUGUGUUGCCCUGGGCCACUCACGAUACAAGUACGCCGUCCACGUCACCUACGGUCAGCGGGCCAAUCAAGGCUCCUUGCUCUCCAGCAAGUGCCUCUGGGAUGGCCAGACGGAUGGUUAUGUGACGGCAACCAUCGUGAACGAGACCUUGUUCUGCAGUUGCCAGGUGGCAUGUGUGAUGUGGGAGAGGUGA
Auxenochlorella protothecoides is the source of this 1260-nucleotide messenger RNA. RefSeq names its product Tctex1 domain-containing protein 2. The record is from RefSeq and is a predicted model, not a curated record. Gene Ontology annotation, cellular component: cytoplasmic dynein complex; cytoplasm. Gene Ontology annotation, molecular function: dynein intermediate chain binding. The transcript is spliced from 3 exons. Gene Ontology annotation, biological process: regulation of DNA-templated transcription; microtubule-based movement. NCBI's taxonomy places the organism in Eukaryota, Viridiplantae, Chlorophyta, Trebouxiophyceae, Chlorellales, Chlorellaceae. The coding region runs from base 1 to 1260 and encodes 419 amino acids.